UUUAACUAUUGGUUUUUGCCGAAAGGGAGGAAACGAUGCCAAGGUCAACGUGACUUUGCGCUUGAAGGGAAAUGAAAGUUGAUUUACACCAUAACAAUAGCUACAGCUCUUCGCCGCAUUUUUGGAUUGGUGCACUCUGGUGUACGGUCGGUAUCAUCAUAUUCGGCGCUGUGGCUGUGAUUUCAUGUUGGAUAAAACGAUGCAGACACAGCGUGCGCUACCAGCAGUAUACGGCACUGGACAGUGGUAUCGGGGCACCGGAUCGCAGUCCACGGGAGCGAGCAGCACGGGAACGGGCGUAUGCCGCCUGUCAGGAAUGGCUACAGAACACGGGCGGCCGGUACGAGUCCAUCGCACACCUAGAUGACAUCGGAUCGCGCUCGAAUAAGCACUGGUUCCUGUUGAACGAUUGCACGAUACGUACCGAUCGGCUUAUGACGCUGCUACCAUUACCUCCCGAUUGUAUUGCCUUAGAAGAGCUGCCACCCUCCGAAUGUCCCCAGGGUGUGCUGAUGGAGCUGCUCGGUUCGCUCCAGCAUCCGUACAUUUAUCCGGUGCUAGAUCUAGGUUUUUUCCCCUCCGAUUCCCACCAGUACACCAGUCUCGUGAUGCCAUUCAACCCGCGCGGUAGUCUCAAGGAUCUUAUCUACAAGUCACAGUGGAACGAACCGUGGAGUCGCAAGUACACACGCAAGUCUACCUGUUUGCCGCUGUCCCAGGUACAGCGGCUAGGACGACAAAUACUGGAGGCACUGCUGUUCCUUCGCGAGCGCGGCAUUCCUUCGCACGGUCAUCUGCAUAGUGGUAAUGUCAUCCUGCAGAACGGAGUUGCUCGAUUAUCCGGCUUAGAAAAUGGACUGCUUGGAUUGAACUCGCGCGUCAACGCCGUCAUCUGGGCACGAUCCGCACCGGACAUCGAUAAUAUCGACGUCAUCUGCUUCGGUCACCUGCUGUUCGAGAUGUGUGCCGGAUAUGAGCUGACGUCACCGCAGCCAACACCCGGCCACUAUCAGCUCGAUCUCGAGCGAUAUCCACAGGUAUGGAGGGAUAAUGCUUAAGGCCCCAAAAAUCCGUCACACACUAAUCAAUGUGUCGCUCUGCUUCAGGUGGUCGAUGUACUUCAGAUGAUCUUCGAGUCACCGGAUGGCCGCUACCCGACGGUGGAGGAGCUCGUGCUUUGUGAUAUUUUCCGCAAUAUCGAUUUAAGAGAAAUGCGAGGAACAUGUGUGCCUUCCUUCAAACACGGUUUGAGCAGCUCCACCCUGAGCUUACUGAAUGCGGUCCGGCGUCGCCAGGGAGCCAUCCUAAGCGGCUCAUACAGCGAGGGCAGCUCACCCUGUACACCACCAUCGACGCCACGUGAUCGGAAAACCGGUGAUGUAGAAUCCUCCGAUCUGUCUAGUAGUGAUUCUGAAGAUCUGUUAGAUGAAAUAGUUAUAGCGUCAGCCCGCAUCGACGAUCCAUGCCAUUACGAUCCACUGAGCUCGCCGAUACAUUACUGUGACAAUAAUGUCCACUCGGACGACAACAGCAAUAGUAACAACAACACAAUCAUUCGUAUAGAUUCGAUCGAAGAAGCGCAAGGGGCCGGCACAUCGUCCUCGGCCACGGGCUCUUCGGUGGGUGCGGUGGCGGGCGGUUCGGGCGGAUCGGGUGCCGUCAGUCUCAACCCGUCCUCCGCGUACAAGAACUCCAAGUCGCGCCGCAUGGAGUACAGCCGGCGCGGCAUGAUACUCGGGCUCAGCAACCCGUCGCAAGACUCCGCGUUCGGUUCCAUGACGGACGGCGAAUCGUCCAGGGCGUCCAGCUUUAAGCUUAGCAGCUUCGCCUCCAUGAACUCCCCGAUCGACGAGGGCGUGGAGGAUCUGCUGAUUGAGCAGGGGUUGGCCAGCACCUCCGACAACCUGGCGACUACGAUUGCCAACAUGAAGUACAUCGAUUCUACCGGAUCCUCACCCUGCCACGACUAUCAUCACCAUACGCAGUCGCAGGUGUUACCGCAAACUUCGGGCUACAACACAUCGCCCGGACCGUGCGCUGUCAGUAGCUCGCGGACGGAACCAUCGAUCGCUUCCCGAGACAUUUCGCCGAGUCGCUCGAGGUUCCUGGAACCGCCCAAACUCGUCAUCAACAAUCAUUCGUCCUCUACGACGAACUCAUCGCUGUGUUACACACUGUCCCCGCUGCGCAAGUGUGCCACUACUGAGGUCUUCUCGCAGAAGUAUCGCGUGUCAUCGUUCGAGGACAUGUCGUACAACUCUACGCGCAAGUCAAUCAAAAACACGAGCCGUAAGAUUUUCCGCUCGUUUGAGGAGGAGCGUCGCAUCGAUUCAGCUUUCAUGCCGAUCGAUACAUCGCGCUCGCAACCACCUCACCCACGGUCGACAGGACAGCUACAACCGCAGCUGUCACUACCGCCAAUGCUGGCCCCACCGUCAACACCGUCGCCAAAGCAUGCACCAUCGCCAGUGUCUCCAUCACGCAAGAACCAUUUGUCCUACCAAAAUCUGCACACGAUCGUACCGACGGCUCGAGAGCGUGGUCUUCAAUGGCGCAGCAAUUUGAUCAAAUCAAAUGAGUGUCUGUUUGAAACAUCCUUUAACUGUGUUCCCGGUGGACACUCUCACCAGCAGCAGCAACAGCUACAACAACACCACGCUCACCAGUUCCGCUCGGUGUCCAGCUUUUCCGGCGGUCCACAUUCCGAGGUGGAACGUAUGCUAAGAAGUCACGGUUCCCAAGAUCUCCCAACAACCGAGACCGGUAGCAUUGGUGAGAUGAGUUGUGAUCGGUUCAUACUCACCCCGGAACCACUACCGCCCGGUAGUCCCUCCUGUACAUCCUCCGUGACGUCUACAACGUCCGUCUCCUCACCGGCCGCCUCGCUCACCUCCAUGAGCCGUAUGCGCCCGAACCGAACCGACCGCCAGCAACUGUUCUCGUUGGCAAGGUUCAAGCACAGCACAAUCCUGGACAGUGUGUCCAUCGAAGACUUCUCCUCCGAAGCUUCACUCCGCGCAGCAACCGGGCGCUCCAACAGUCCCGCUAGCCCUUGCCGUAGUGCAGCCAGUGCCGCUUCUUCAUCCUCUACCGGUGAGGGCGCAACGCUAGAGUUGGAAGCCAAACCACUCUCGUCGGACGUAACCUGCACGUCGGAUGCUUCCGAUACGGCCAGCGAGGAUGCUACCAGCGUUAGCACGACUGACACUUCCCUGCUCAAGUCACCGGUCCCACAACGUCCGGGAGGAUCCGCCAACGCGAGCAUCGAUCACACCCGGCACAAGCACGCACCAAGGGACGUUCGUCAGUAUCUGGACGAUGCUGCCGGUAGCGAUGAGUUCGGUAGCGGUAACGAGGAGAAAACACCGCUGCUGGAUGGUAUGGAGCUGUCACCGAUCUCACCGACAGAUUCGGAACAAAUGUUGUGAUAAUAUCUGGGCACGGUCGGGUGCGCAAGCCGCUUUUCCGAUGACUUCGGCGAUUCUGUUCAGGCCGAGAUACUGCUGUGAAGGAGCGUACCGAU
This is a messenger RNA of Anopheles maculipalpis, 3523 nucleotides long. RefSeq lists its product as uncharacterized. Gene Ontology annotation, molecular function: protein kinase activity; ATP binding. Lineage: Eukaryota; Metazoa; Arthropoda; Insecta; Diptera; Culicidae. The record is from RefSeq and is a predicted model, not a curated record. Gene Ontology annotation, biological process: protein phosphorylation. The transcript is spliced from 9 exons.